ACAUGCCUUGGGAAACCACAAAACACUAAUAUAAGUAAAACAACCGUCUGUACCCUGUAGGACGACAACAACAUUUCUGAACGUUUUGUUUACUCGAACCCCGAUCCUUUGAAGUUUAAAGUUAACGUUUUACGUUUCGCGAUUUAUUUACCCAUUUAAAACGUUGUAAUAGAUUAGCGUCAAGUCGUCAAUCGUUCGCAAACUGCAUAAAUUUCCAAGUUAUAAUGGCUGACGUUUUAGACUUGAACGCUGAAGAUUUCGUGGAGGAAGAUGAUGAAGGAGUCUCAAAACUUAAAGAUAAAGCCAGAAGAAGGAAAGGACGUGGAUUUGAUGACAGAUCUAAAAGAGAUGAUAUAAAAGAUGAAGACAUGGAAUUUGAUUCUGUUGAUCAAAAUGAUGAUGAUGGCCCUGGACCUCAAAGAUCGGUUGAAGGUUGGAUUUUGUUCAUUUCUUCUUUGCAUGAAGAAGCUCAAGAAGAUGAUUUACAUGAUAAAUUUGCUGAAUUCGGAAAAAUUAAAAAUCUUCAUUUAAACUUGGACCGUAGAACUGGAUUUUUAAAAGGUUAUGCAUUGGUUGAAUAUGAGUCAUAUAAGGAAGCAUCUAGAGCACGUGAAGGACUUAAUAAUACGGAUAUUUUAGGACAACAAAUAAGUGUAGAUUGGUGUUUUGUAAAAGGACCAAAAAGGAUUAAAAAAUCAAGACGUCGUAUGGCUAAUUAUUAGUCAAGUAAUUGAAAAUCAAGACAUGUAAAAAUACUUUCAAAUUAUUUAGUUUUUUUUUUUUUGUAAUACAUUUAAUAAUGCUAAAAACAAUUUUUUCAUGAC
This is a messenger RNA of Melanaphis sacchari, 824 nucleotides long. RefSeq names its product RNA-binding protein 8A (gene tsu). The record is from RefSeq and is a predicted model, not a curated record. Gene Ontology annotation, cellular component: cytoplasm; exon-exon junction complex; nucleus. Bases 225 to 722 code for a protein of 165 amino acids. The transcript has 5 exons. NCBI's taxonomy places the organism in Eukaryota, Metazoa, Arthropoda, Insecta, Hemiptera, Aphididae. Gene Ontology annotation, molecular function: mRNA binding. Gene Ontology annotation, biological process: RNA splicing.